AUGCGUACCUAUACAUUUUCGACUGUGAGAUUUGUACCGCAGCUUGAUUCCAAGGCCACACAAGUUGAGAAGGAACUUGAAAUUGCAAACCAAAAAUCACACGCCGCGAAAUGGUCUCACGAAAGGCGCAAGAAAAGGAAGCAGGCACUGAAGGAAGUUUUUCUGUCUGAGGAUCAAGAUGACCGCGCAAAUGCCAAACAUGAACACUUGUCAGAGGUCCGGGAGGACACACGUGGCUAUGGUGACUUCGCGCUUUACAGGGCAGAGAACAUUUUGCAAGCCACGACGUUCCACACUACCAAAGACGGCGCCUCAAGUCUCCUGGAAAUUCUCCCCGGCGGCAACUCAGACCCAUUCAACGCUCAGGCGCUACGGAUCACCCCCGAGAUCAACAAGCUCAUAACGUUCAUACGAGAUGGCUAUCUGCCGGGUGUCUAUAUCACUUCGUACAUGAAAUUCAGAGACGCCCCGCGCGGAGCUCCAAUGCUCACGACAAUCGGCGAGGGAUUCCACGUUUUCGGUCGACGUACUGUAGCGAAAGUGUGGAAUUCAAUGAAGGAAGAAUUCUCCGAUGAAGGACGAGCGCUGUCGUGGUGUUCAAGCUACAUUCCAGUUUUGGCAAAAUUCUCCUCGCCAGAUACGGCUCGAGAUCUACAUUUUCUGGCUAUCAAGAUGCGGACGAAGAGCAUGAAGAUCUUGAAAGAUCGGAUCGAAAAGCUAUCACUUGAUAUUCCGCCGGAUAUAUCGUUGGUCUCGCAGAUUGUCUCGCUCUUUCGAGCAGCUUGCAAAGAGAACGACAUCCCUGCGGCAAGGAUCCACGCAAACAUCAUUCAGCGUCUGGUUGACAGAGUCGAGACGUCAAGUCUUCAUAUCCGGACGUUAUUCAUGACCUGUAUGAAUAACGACACAGAAUUGGCCAUAGCUCAAAUGCGAAACACCUUCUUCGAUUUUGAAAACUGGGUUCAGAGACAGAUUGCUCGGUUCUGGGUGGAAAAACCUGAGACGCACAUGCCCCCAUUGCCCAUUCAGUACAAGGCCCUCCAUGAUAGCAUCCAACUGGAUGCCACUCGCCAAGCGGCGAUCAGGCUUCGACAGUACUUGCUCGUCCGGUCGACCACUGUCAAUCUGAAUGACCCUGCAGACCUUAACCGCACGGAUGCGGUCUACACGAUCUUCACAACCUAUUCUCAGUACGAUUCCGGGGCCCUGAUUAAUGCCUACAUCAAUCUCAUCGCCGGUAGGGUUGAUGGAAUCCCAGCACCUUGUCGACUUAUCGAAGCAUCACUGGCCCUAACGACAUUGCACAUAUUGCGACGAGGGAUCUUUGAAGCCACAGUGUACGGUUGUGACCACCGUACUAGUCACCACAUGAUCACCAUCAAUCAUCUCGAGGGCACAAUGAGGAAGGCGAUGAAUAUAGCAAGAGACGACACACUGACCCAAUAUCGUGACGCUCUGUUGUGGAUCUUUUUCUAUGGCGCAAGAUUUGAGUGGCGGGUAAAUCAAAAGAUCAAAGGCAUCAUGCCACCAAGGACCUGGUUCACUAAGAUGUUUGUUCGACAGGCAGAGAUCCUGGAGCUCAAUGAGUGGCCUCAAGCACGACAUAUCCUCCACCGUUUUGUCUUCUACGAGUUCUUAGAGCCUUCUGUGGCCACAUGGUUUGCGGAGACGUUGAGCGGCGACACUCCGGCCCAAUGA
Fonsecaea nubica is the source of this 1698-nucleotide messenger RNA. RefSeq lists its product as hypothetical. The record is from RefSeq and is a predicted model, not a curated record. Lineage: Eukaryota; Fungi; Ascomycota; Eurotiomycetes; Chaetothyriales; Herpotrichiellaceae. Bases 1 to 1698 code for a protein of 565 amino acids. The transcript is spliced from 2 exons.